AUGCAGUCCAAGGACCUCUUUUGUCUCCAACUUACCAUUAUGCGCCACGCGGCAUCGCUGAGCUUGCUUGCUGCCGUCCUUCCUGGGGUCUCGUCUGUGGUGCUGGCCAACGGCGAUACCGAGGGAAGUCUUGGUGAUGCAGGCGCGGAACCCGUGAGAGAUAGGACGCGACGAAGUGAAUCAUCGCCUCGCACGAUCCUGCUCCCCGACAUACAUUGGGACCAUGACACGCACAGUCUCGAACACGUUACUCCUAUCCCUCCUGGAUCACCCGUCCCGCUGUUCUAUACGGCGUCUGACAAACAUCCAGACGGUUCGCUCUACGUCAGUUCGUUCACCCCGACAUUCAACCACACCACCGUUGUCUUGGACCAUACGGAUCGCAUCAGUACCGUCGCGUACGACACCGACUCAGGCGACCUUAAGAUCGAUUUCAACUGCCCCCAAGCAUACUCGGCUGCUGUCGACUCCUGGCUCGACACGGAAAACCCUCUUCUCUUGAUCACGUACACGCCAGAUUGCGGCAAUCACGAAUCUGGCGAGCGGUGCUUCUUCGAGGCCACCAACGUGGACACUGGCGGGGAUGACUUGUCCCUGACCGUGUCGGGCCAUCCACAAGACUACCCCAAUGUCGUCGAAGGCGUAUCGAUCGAAUGGGGUUCGAUGGUCCCACCGUCGCCGCAAUCCGACACCGACUGCGGCGCUGCGGUAGACCCGGUGAACGGCCUCCCCACGGCGUGCUUGGGGCCCGACUUCGACCACGACCUCGACGAAAAGAUGGGUUACAGCGACCUGACCGAGUUCGAGUGGGCGGACGAUGCCACGAGAGAGGCGCCCGACCUUGAGCUCCACUCGGCAGGGCUUUCCACCAACAACACGGCGGCCGACGCCGACGACCUGUCGUCCACGACGCCAGAUGCACGGCGACUGCGCCGGCGCCGUGAGGAACCGCCACGGGCGCUUUCCAAACGCCUUCUUGGCUGGAGAUGGCUCGACCAGUCGUUCCAGAGCCAGUACGAUUUCAAGAUCCCCUCGAAGCAAAAGCCCCCGCGCGGCACGACCAUUGUUCACCAGCCGUGGAAAAACUCGAUCCGCCUCUUCAAUCAGCAAGUUGCAAAGUCACGUACCAAGUCCAAGCCCGGCUUCACCGGUCUGUUCAACGUCUACUGCGUCGAUUGCGGCGCCGAAGUCAGCUUUGGCGUCAAAGGUGCGGUCAAAAGCAGUCGAUGGGGCGGCGGGCUCGAAGAAGCUUGGGUGGAAACCGACGUCAAGCUCAAGAUGGGGAUGCAGAUCGGCAUAGAAGCCGGGGCCGAGCUCAGCGACCGGAGGCCCCAAAGGGAGCUGUUUACGCUGCCCAUUUCUGGCGUCACUCUUCCCGGACUGCUCGAGAUGGGCCCUGCACUCUCAGUCGGCAUCGACUACAAGUGGAAGGCGGCGGCUUACGGCACCGUCCUCGCGGGAGCCCAGUACUCGCUGCCUCUUUCGACCUUCAGGUACGACUUCCUGACGGGGCAUGAAAAGUAUGAAGGCUGGUUCCCGCAGUUCGACCCAAAGCUCGAAGCCAAAGGAGCCAUCAUGCUGAGCGCCGAAGUCGGUCUGCCGGUGACCCUCAAGCUUCACAUCACAGCCUUGCAACGAUCGUUUGACACGUCGCUCGGCAUCGUGGAUCGGCCAUCUCUGAAGUUCGUUGCGCAAGCAGCUGCUGAGAUUUCGUCUGGAUCCGGCAACGCCAUCGACGGCGGCUUCACCAACAUCAACGGCUGCACGGGCAUUUCCACUCGCAUGAGCUGGAAGAACGAGGUCUACGUCAAGGCAAAGCUGAAGAGCAUAAAGCCGCUUUUGAACGGACUCAACAGGCGCUUCCCCAUCAAGAACACCGGUAAGGAGCUUACAAGGGCGUGCAUCCCUCUCGGUAAACAGCCGGGGCCAAAGGAAGACAAGCCGAAACCCAAACAAAGCACACCCAAGGUCCAGGCUGGGGACGACACUCAGGACGACGCUGAGGAAGAAGAACCCGAGGACGACGCUGAGGACGAAGAAGAAGAAGGACCCGACGAUGGCGAUGAGGAGGGAGAAGACGAAGAAGAAGAAGAAGAAGGUGAACCCGAGGACGACGCCGCGGACGACGACGACGAGGAAAACGACGAAGUGGUCAGCUACGACAGCGACAUCAUCCGAAGCUCGCCGUACAAGACAAAGGACAAAACAUUCACCUGGCUCGUGAACGCCGCCGACGGGGUCCAGCUGCUCGGCUGCGUCGACGACAACUUCUACAUCGACUCGCGGAUGAACGAGACGGACCUCGACAAAUGCAACGAGCUGAACGAGUUCGAAGAAGACGACCUCGUCGCCACCAGCAGCGCCGAGCUCCUCUACUACUACGGCGACACCAUGGAUUCCAUCGGUGUCAGCCGCCUGCGCAAAGGCAGUGGACGAAAGAUUCCCGGCAGCGCUAUCCACGUGCUCCUCGUGAAGACGAAGUCUGGAUACAUUGCCCGUGACGAUUACCGUGAUGAGUACUACCCGGUUUCUUGCACGUACAAAGACAAAUCGCGUCCCGAGAAAGUUUUUGUCGUCUCGGACGUGGCCAAGGGCAUCAAGACGCUGCAGUCUGCCGAAGCCGUCAAUACCAUCACGGGCGGAGCGGUGUCCAAGUGUCGUGCGUUGAACUUGGAGAUUGGCAACACGGACUAUGAAGAGUACCUUGGAGAACUGGAUUAG
Diplodia corticola is the source of this 2721-nucleotide messenger RNA. RefSeq names its product apple protein. Bases 1 to 2721 code for a protein of 906 amino acids. The transcript has 4 exons. NCBI's taxonomy places the organism in Eukaryota, Fungi, Ascomycota, Dothideomycetes, Botryosphaeriales, Botryosphaeriaceae. The record is from RefSeq and is a predicted model, not a curated record.